AUGGAGAAAAAGAGGGAUGAGAAUCCGCCGUACUCCCGCCAGUGGAGCAGCGAGUCCGGGGUGUCGUCGCCGGCGCGUGGAAAUCACGGUCGGUCUUCGUCGGUGAGCGGCAUUUCCAACAUUAAGCGAACUCAGAACUAUGCCGCUAAAGCCGCCGCUCAGCGGCUCGCUCAGGUCAUGGCUUCCCAAGCUGCCGCCGACAACGACGACGAUGAUGACGGAGACAAUGAAGAUGACUUAGGACUCCGAUUCAAUCCUCCCCUUCCUCUCUCCUUCUCCAGGCCCGUCAAAACUAUCGGCGUUAACAAUAACAGUAAUAGUAGCAGCAGGCCUGUGGUUCCGGCUCCUAAGAUCAGUAGAUCUUCUUCGGAUGCGGUCACUCAAAACUUAUUGGAUGAAGCUCCACCAUCUCGCUCAACAUCAACUGGAAGGCCAUCCAUGUCAAUUCGCACAGUGCCUUCACUGCCACCCAGUAGACCAUCGCUUAAGACUCCGAUGCCUAUACCACCAAUUGAUUCUCUUAGCAACAGACAAAGAGAGAAAAAGUUCUCACCAGAUUUGCCACAAUUAAACUUAAAAGAUACUGGAGAUGAGCGCGCGUCUUCUGCCCUUCGUGAUGAACUUGAUAUGCUACAAGAGGAAAAUGAGAGUUUUCAAGAAAAGCUCAGAAUUGCAGAGGAUAGUUGCGAGGAAGCUGAAGCUAGAGUUAGGGAGCUUGAGAGACAGGUAGCUGCACUUGGAGAAGGAGUAUCUUUGGAAGCUAAACUUUUGAGCAGGAAGGAAGCUGCAUUGAGGCAAAGAGAGGCUGCGCUUAAAGAAGCAAAGCUGUCAAAAGAUGGGAUAGAUGUGGAACUGGCAUCCUUGCAAUCUGAGGUUAAGAUUGCAAAAGAUGAGGUUGCAACUGCUGUUAAUCAGCUACAGGGAACUGAGUCUGAAGUUAAAGCCCUGCGCAAUAUGACGCAUAGGAUGGUUUUGACCCAACAUGAAAUGGAAGAAGUUGUCCUUAAAAGAUGUUGGCUUGCAAGAUACUGGGGUCUAGCUGUUCGUCAUGGCAUCUGUGCAGAUAUUGCUGUAUCAAAGCAUGAAUACUGGUCGUCUUUCGCACCUCUUCCUUUCGAAAUUGUUUUAUCGGCUGGACAGAAGGCUAAGGAAGAAUACAGGGAAAAAGGUAAGGAAAAUCUGCAGAAUGACAAACUUGUCCUGGAUUUAAAUGAUCUCACUGGUGAAGGAAACAUUGAGAGUAUGCUAACAGUUGAAUUGGGCUUAAAGGAACUUGCUUCAUUGAAGGUUGAAGAAUCCAUUGUGCUUGCAUUGGCUCAACAACGACGUCCAAACUCUGCUCGGAUAUCCAUAUCAGAUCUCAAGUCCCCGAGUGAUCCAAAGUUUAUGGAAGCUUUUGAAUUGAGCCCUGAGGAGUCUGAGGAUGUCCUUUUCAAGGAGGCAUGGCUUACUUAUUUUUGGAGAAGAGCCAAAGCUCAUGGUAUAGAGGAGGACAUAGCCAAUAAGAGACUUCAAUUUUGGAUUAACCGUAGUGGGCAAUCACCGACUUCACACGAUGCUGUUGAUGUUGAGCAAGGUUUGAUGGAGCUAAGAAAACUGGGUAUUGAACGGCGACUUUGGGAGGCAUCACGCAAAGAAAUCGACCAGGAUCCUUCCCUUCAUGAUGGUCAGAUGUCUGCUGUGCAAUCCAAACGAUCUACUCGCUAA
Messenger RNA from Fraxinus pennsylvanica, 1707 nucleotides. NCBI's taxonomy places the organism in Eukaryota, Viridiplantae, Streptophyta, Magnoliopsida, Lamiales, Oleaceae. The record is from the annotation of a GenBank genome assembly.